Tauraco erythrolophus (red-crested turaco) is the source of this 1773-nucleotide messenger RNA. Lineage: Eukaryota; Metazoa; Chordata; Aves; Musophagiformes; Musophagidae. The record is from RefSeq and is a predicted model, not a curated record.
GGCUAUGCGGCUCAGCUCCUCAGCAUCCUCUGGUUCAGGGCGGAUGGCCACCCACCUGGCUGCUCCCUCCUGGUACUCCACAUCCUACAGUUGGGGCUCUGGAAGCGGUACUGGGAUGUUUUGAGGAUGGCGACGAAGACGGGUGGCGGUGCCCAUGCCGGGGAGGUGCUGAUGCAGCAUGGGGACGUAGAUACAGUCCUCCAACAUGGUCAAGUGUCCUUCAGAGAGCCUGACUGCCCCUGUCCCCAUGCAGGUGUCAGCGCAGGACUGUCUCUGCUGUCCCUCGCCUGGGCUUUGGUUUCCUACAACCGCUUCGCCUGCCUGCUGAAACCCGGUCACCUCUGCCCACCGGCCACGGCCAUCCUCUGCCUGCUGCUCUGGAGGAUGGGGAUGCUGGGGACCAGGGUCCUGGCCCUGGUGCUCUUUGCCAGGCUGUAUUCCUUCUGGGUUUUUGCUGUGGCAGGCAUCCACUGGCUGCUCAUGUCCUUCUGGCUGGUAGCCCAGCAGACGGAUAUCGUGGCCCAGCCCUGCUGCUGGAGGCUGUUCAAUUGCCUGGUGGGAGCCGUGUACAUCUUCUGCUACGUUAAUGUCCAGCCUGGUCCCUCCAAGCACAGAGUGGCCGUGUUUUAUGCAAUAAUUCUGAUGGAAAAUGCCCUCCUGCUGCUGCUGGCUACCCAGAACAGCCUGUGCGUGACCGGGGCCAUCAUGUCAGGGUCUGUAAUAGGUGCUGUAGCUCUGAUGGUUUAUUACAGCCUGCUCCAUCCCAAGUCCACUGAGAUUUGGCAGGGCUUCCUGGAGACAACCUGCCGUGCUGCAGCUGCCAGGGAUGACAAGGUUACUGGAGACGGCUCCCGAGCGGGACAGAAUUUGGGAAUUUCAGGAGACAGAGAGUCCUUGCCAGGAGAUGAGACGGCAGGAGAUGAGACCACAGGAGAUCCCAAAAAUGGGAACAGCUCAUCGCUCCUGCAAUCUGGAGGACGUUCGGAAGACAGCUGGACAAACCAUCACCACUGGCUGCUGGUAAAGCUGGCCUUGAAGACAGGAGAUAUGUCCGUGAUCAACGCAGCUUUUGGAGAUGGUGGUAUGGGAGAGGUUUACCCUAGAGGAUGGGUGAUGGGGAAACCCGCUGGUGUUGAGCCUGGGGCAAUCCUUUCCCUCCCCACAAAGGAAAUGGGUCCUCAGGGUGUUGAAUCUGAUCUGACUGAUGAGAAAUUGCAGGCGGUGGGGAACGGAGGAGGUGGCAAGCCCAGCGCCGGUGCUACAGGAAUGGCACAGGAGGACGGAGUGGGGCAGGAGCCUGGUUUUCACCCAGCCGUAUCCUUUCCCAGCACCUUCUCCCCGGAUCCAGCCAAGGGCUCCUCUAUAUAUUUCAGCGCGAGCGCAGGAGGCAUCACCUUUCCCAGCGUGGGGACAACCACAGCUACCUGCGUGGCCCUAGUGCAAAGGGACAGCGAAGUCCAGUCUCCUCCGGGCUGCCUGGGAGUAGAAGGAUGGGAUUUAUCCCUUGGGAUGGCAAACAUCAGCCCAAUCCUGGGCACUUGUGCCCACAAGCACCUGCGGAGCAGCUCUUCCCAUGGCAGCACAGGCGGCUGCGGGGUGGUGAGUCCCCUCAAAGAGGGCUCGGAGCCCCUGGGGCUGGAGGGUGCCCUCAUGGGGUGGCAUCACCUCCGGGACACCCACCCUUGUGGAACACAAGACACUGUUGUGGGGAGCAAGCUGAGGCCACCAUGCUUCACCUCCACCCCCAAGGCUGACUCUAAAUGCCCGCAGUGA